AGAAAAAAAAAAAAUCAAAAUCAUGAGAUUCAUAUAAGCAGUACAAGAAGGAAGAUAAAGAGGUCAAUUUUGAAAUUGCGUUUGCAUUUUCUUUCUAUUUUCUUAUUUAUUUUAUCUCCAAGAAAAAUCCAAGAAAAUGGAAGAAAAUAGUAGAGGAAUCUCACCGAGGAGAUCAAAGCGAAGUACCGUUCAUAAAAUCGCCGCCGCCAACGAACCAAAUCUCUUCGAUGAAUUACCUGACGAUCUUGUUGUUUCCGUUCUUUGCAAGCUCAGCUCUUCAGCGGCUUCUUCUUCUGAUUUCAUCAAUGCUCUCUUAACAUGCAAGAGAUUUAAGCGUUUAGGGUUUCAUCAACUCGUGUUAUCAAAUGUUGGAUCAAAAGUUUUGGCGGUGAAAGCUAAAAAUUGGUCCGAUUCUGUUCACCGGUUUCUCAUACACUGUGUCAACGCCGGCAACGUUGAAGCUUGUUACACUCUUGGCAUGAUUCGAUUUUAUAGCUUACAAAACCGAGGAAGCGGGAUGUCGUUAAUGGCCAAAGCAGCAGUCAAAUCCUACGCGCCAGCUUUAUACUCGCUAGCAGUCAUACAAUUCAACGGCAGCGGUGGCUCCAGAACCGACAAGGAUCUCCAAGCCGGAGUAGCUUUAUGCGCUCGAGCCGCUUUCCUUGGCCACGUGGACGCACUCCGUGAGCUCGGCCAUUGCUUUCAAGACGGUUACGGCAUCCGCCAAAAUAUAACGGCCGGACGCCGGUUACUCAUGCAAGCCAACACGCGAGAACUCGCGUCGUUGCUAAAAUCUUUAGUCAAACAGCAACCCAACCACCACCACCAUCACCGCGGUUUUAACUAUGAACAAUUUAAUUGCAUCUCCGGUUCGGGAUGUUCGUCGAUGAGUAAUGAACCGGCUUCGGAGGGGCACCCGGUCAAUGUGUUUUUGAAAGAAUGGUUCGAGUUAGGGUUGGGUGAGAUGGGUGAGGGCUUAAGGCUUUGUUCUCAUAAAGGGUGUGGGAGACCGGAGACGAGGGCGCAUGAGUUUAGGAGGUGCUCGGCUUGUGGGACGGUGCAUUACUGCUCUCGUGGAUGCCAAGCUCUUGAUUGGAAGUUGAGGCAUAAGUUGGAAUGUGUACCUUUUGAACGGUGGUUGGAAUAAGGCGGCGACGGCGGUGGUGCUGGGGUUAGGGAAGGUGAUGACCGAGAUGCUGUUUGAUAUGAUUUUUAAAUGAAAAUUAAAAUCGUAAAUCCAAAUCUUUCAUGCAGUCCAUUUCUAUUUUAAUAUAUAUUCUAUUCGAGUUUCACCUUUACUAUUGAAAAAAAAGAAGCAAUUUCACUAA
Gossypium raimondii (Peruvian cotton) is the source of this 1328-nucleotide messenger RNA. RefSeq names its product F-box protein At1g67340. Gene Ontology annotation, molecular function: protein binding. The transcript has 3 exons. The coding region runs from base 137 to 1147 and encodes 336 amino acids. The record is from RefSeq and is a predicted model, not a curated record. Lineage: Eukaryota; Viridiplantae; Streptophyta; Magnoliopsida; Malvales; Malvaceae.